Physeter macrocephalus (sperm whale) is the source of this 7597-nucleotide messenger RNA. Its product is annotated as cadherin EGF LAG seven-pass G-type receptor 3. Gene Ontology annotation, cellular component: plasma membrane. The record is from RefSeq and is a predicted model, not a curated record. The transcript has 22 exons. Gene Ontology annotation, molecular function: calcium ion binding; G protein-coupled receptor activity. Gene Ontology annotation, biological process: homophilic cell-cell adhesion. The coding region runs from base 1 to 7470 and encodes 2489 amino acids. Lineage: Eukaryota; Metazoa; Chordata; Mammalia; Artiodactyla; Physeteridae.
AUGGCGAGGCGGCAGCCGUGGUGGGGUCCCAGGGGGCCGACCACCCCGCUACUCCUGCUCCUUCUCCUCCUCUCUUUGUUCCCUCCUAGCCGGGAGGAGCUGGGGGGCGGCGGGGGCCAAGGUUGGGACCCGGGGGUAGCUGCUGCUAUGGGGCCAGGGGCGCGGAUCGGCGGCGGAGCCUUAGCUCUUUGUCCCGAGUCGCCCGGGGUCCGAGAGGAUGGAAAGCCUGGCUUGGGAGUCAGGGAACCUGUCUUCAUGGGGCUCCGAGGGGGAAGGCAAAGCGACCAAAGCGGUCGAGGGACCCCUGAGCAGCCGGGGUUGGGAGCGGAAUAUGGAGUUAAGACAUUUGGCAGCCGCGGGCAGGAGACAGGACAAGGACCAGGGUCUCUGUUAUGCUGGCGUCCAGAGGUCUCCUCUUGCGGGCGGACAGGGCCGUUGCAAAGAGAUAGUCUGUCGCCAGAACGUCUUUCCCCAGGGGUCCCGGGCCCAGAGAACAGCUCUCCCUUCCCUUCGGACCUUCGGAUUCGGCCCCGUGGUUCCCAGCCGGUGUUCUCCCAGAGGAAUACUGGGAGAGGCGCCCCCCCAAAAGUGGGAACCACGCGCUGCUGCGGGGAAUUGUGGGCGCCGGGGCUCAGGGGUCAGAGCGAGAGAACCGCGAUAUCCCAAGCGAGGAGGACAGGGCCCCGGCUGGACCGCCCUCCUGGGGCCGUGGGAUCCGGCCCCGGGCUGGAUUCAGCACCUCGCAAGGAGAGGACAGCUCCCGCAUCUGGUUCAGCACUCCGAGAGUCCCGGACAGCUCCCGAGCCAACGCCCGAGCGCAUGCGCUCCCGCGUCCUCUUCCGCCGCCGCUUCCUCCCGCAGCGCCCCGGGCCGCGCCCCGCUGGGGGCCCGACCGAGCAUGGAGCCUGGAGAAAUCCCCCAGCGAGCCGGGUCCGCCCCCGUCGCGCCGCGAACCGCCACCCACAGUUUCCGCAGUACAACUACCAGGCACUGGUGCCCGAGAAUGAGGCGGCGGGGACCGCGGUGCUACGCGUAGUGGCGCAGGAUCCGGACAUCGGCGAGGCCGGACGCCUAGUCUACUCGCUGGCUGCGCUCAUGAACAGCCGCUCGCUGGAACUGUUCAGCAUCGACCCACAGAGCGGCCUUAUUCGCACAGAGGCUGCUCUGGACCGCGAGAGCAUGGAUCGCCACUACCUGCGCGUGACGGCGCAGGAUCAUGGCUCGCCGCGCCUCUCGGCCACCACCAUGGUGGCCGUGACAGUGGCCGACCGCAACGACCACGCGCCGGUAUUUGAGCAGGCGCAAUACCGGGAGACGCUUCGCGAGAACGUGGAGGAGGGCUACCCCAUCCUGCAGUUGCGUGCCACAGAUGGUGACGCUCCCCCCAACGCCAACCUGCGUUACCGCUUUGUGGGGCCGCCAGCUGAGCGCGCCGCCGCCUCUGCCGCCUUCGAAAUUGAUCCGCGCUCAGGGCUCAUCAGCACCAGCGGUCGCGUGGACCGCGAGCACAUGGAAAGUUACGAGCUGGUGGUGGAGGCCAGCGACCAGGGACAAGAGCCCGGGCCGCGCUCUGCCACUGUGCGUGUGCACAUAACCGUGCUGGACGAGAACGACAACGCGCCCCAGUUUAGCGAGAAACGCUACGUGGCGCAGGUGCGCGAGGAUGUGCGCCCCCAUACGGUGGUGCUACGCGUCUCGGCUACCGACAGGGACAAGGACGCCAACGGACUGGUGCACUACAACAUCAUCAGUGGCAACAGCCGCGGCCACUUUGCCAUCGACAGCCUCACGGGCGAGAUCCAGGUGGUGGCACCUCUGGACUUUGAGGCAGAGCGAGAGUAUGCCUUGCGCAUCCGGGCUCAGGAUGCAGGCCGCCCACCGCUGUCCAACAACACAGGCCUGGCCAGCAUCCAGGUGGUCGAUAUCAAUGACCAUACUCCUAUCUUUGUCAGCACGCCCUUCCAGGUCUCUGUCCUGGAAAACGCGCCCCUGGGCCACUCAGUCAUCCACAUUCAGGCAGUGGAUGCAGACCAUGGAGAGAAUGCCAGAUUGGAGUAUUCCCUAACUGGUGUUGCAUCUGAUACACCCUUUGUGAUAAACAGUGCCACUGGCUGGGUCUCUGUGAGUGGUCCCCUGGACCGUGAGUCUGUGGAGCAUUACUUCUUUGGUGUGGAGGCCCGAGACCAUGGCUCACCCCCACUCUCAGCUUCAGCCAGUGUCACAGUGACUGUGCUGGAUGUUAAUGACAAUCGCCCUGAGUUCACUAUGAAGGAGUACCACCUACGACUGAAUGAGGAUGCGACCGUGGGCACCAGUGUGGUGAGUGUGACUGCUGUAGAUCGUGAUGCCAACAGUGCCAUCAACUACCAGAUCACAGGAGGCAACACUCGGAAUCGCUUUGCCAUCAGCUCCCAGGGGGGUGUAGGUCUGGUGACACUGGCUCUGCCACUGGACUACAAGCAGGAACGCUACUUCAAGUUGGUGCUAACUGCAUCUGACCGUGCCCUUCAUGAUCACUGCUACGUGCACAUCAACAUUACAGAUGCCAACACUCACCGGCCUGUCUUUCAAAGUGCCCACUACUCAGUGAGUGUGAAUGAGGAUCGGCCAGUGGGUAGCACCGUGGUGGUCAUCAGUGCCUCUGACGAUGAUGUGGGUGAGAAUGCUCGUAUCAGUUAUCUCCUGGAGGACAACCUGCCCCAGUUCCGCAUUGAUGCAGACUCAGGGGCCAUUACACUGCAGGCCUCACUGGACUAUGAGGACCAGAUGACCUACACACUGGCUAUUACAGCUCGGGACAAUGGCAUCCCACAGAAGGCAGACACUACUUAUGUGGAGGUGAUGGUCAAUGAUGUGAAUGAUAACCCUCCACAGUUUGUGGCCUCCCACUACACAGGGCUGGUUUCUGAGGAUGCCCCACCUUUCACCAGUGUCCUGCAGAUCUCAGCCACUGACCGGGAUGCUCAUGCCAAUGGCCGGGUCCAGUACACUUUCCAGAAUGGGGAAGAUGGGGAUGGAGAUUUUACCAUUGAGCCCACCUCUGGCAUUGUCCGCACAGUGAGGCGGCUAGAUCGGGAGGCGGUGCCAGUGUAUGAACUGACUGCUUACGCAGUGGACCGAGGUGUGCCCCCGCUUCGGACUCCAGUCAGCAUCCAGGUGACGGUGCAGGAUGUUAAUGACAAUGCACCGGUCUUCCCAGCUGAGGAGUUUGAGGUGCGAGUGAAGGAGAACAGCAUUGUGGGCUCGGUGGUAGCCCAGAUCACUGCACUGGACCCUGAUGAAGGCCCCAAUGCUCAUAUAAUGUACCAGAUUGUGGAGGGGAACAUCCCUGAGCUGUUCCAAAUGGAUAUCUUCUCUGGAGAGUUGACAGCACUCAUUGACCUGGACUAUGAAGCUCGCCAGGAGUAUGUGAUUGUUGUGCAGGCCACAUCAGCCCCUCUGGUCAGUCGGGCCACUGUGCACGUCCGCCUGGUUGACCAGAAUGACAACAGCCCUGUGCUCAACAACUUCCAGAUCCUCUUCAACAACUAUGUAUCCAACCGCUCAGACACUUUCCCCUCAGGCAUCAUUGGGCGCAUCCCUGCUUACGAUCCUGAUGUCUCUGACCACCUCUUCUACUCCUUUGAGCGGGGCAAUGAGCUGCAGCUGCUGGUGGUCAACCAGACCAGCGGGGAGCUUCGACUCAGCCGCAAGCUAGACAACAACCGCCCACUGGUGGCCUCCAUGUUGGUGACUGUCACAGAUGGGCUACAUAGUGUGACGGCGCAGUGUGUGCUGCGCGUGAUCAUCAUCACAGAGGAGUUGCUGGCCAACAGCCUGACCGUGCGCCUUGAGAACAUGUGGCAGGAACGCUUCCUUUCGCCACUGCUGGGCCACUUCCUGGAAGGCGUGGCCGCAGUACUUGCCACACCUGCCGAGGACGUCUUCAUCUUCAACAUCCAGAACGACACAGACGUGGGGGGCACCGUGCUCAACGUGAGCUUCUCAGCGCUGGCGCCACGCGGGGCCGGGGCUGGAUCUGCAGGUCCCUGGUUCAGCUCCGAGGAGCUGCAGGAGCAGCUGUACGUGCGCCGAGCCGCACUUGCCGCCCGCUCUCUCCUGGACGUGUUGCCCUUCGACGACAACGUGUGCCUGCGCGAGCCCUGUGAGAACUACAUGAAAUGUGUGUCCGUGCUGCGCUUUGACUCCUCUGCGCCCUUCCUGGCCUCCGCCUCCACGCUCUUCAGACCCAUCCAGCCCAUCGCAGGCCUGCGCUGCCGCUGCCCCCCAGGCUUCACGGGAGACUUCUGCGAGACGGAGCUCGAUCUCUGCUACUCCAACCCUUGCCGCAAUGGCGGCGCCUGCGCGCGGCGCGAGGGGGGCUACACCUGCGUCUGCCGCCCGCGCUUCACAGGCGAAGACUGCGAGCUAGACACGGAGGCUGGACGCUGUGUGCCCGGCGUCUGCCGCAACGGGGGCACCUGCGCCAACGGGCCUGACGGCGGCUUUCGCUGCCAGUGCCCGGCGGGCGGCGCCUUCGAGGGUCCGCGCUGCGAAGUGGCGGCUCGCUCCUUCCCGCCCAGUUCUUUCGUCAUGUUCCGCGGCCUGCGGCAGCGCUUCCACCUCACGCUGUCCCUCUCGUUCGCCACGGUGCAGCCCAGUGGGCUGCUCUUCUACAACGGGCGCCUGAACGAGAAGCAUGACUUCCUGGCCCUGGAGCUCGUGGCUGGGCAAGUGAGACUCACAUAUUCCACCGGUGAGUCCAACACAGUGGUCAGCCCCACAGUUCCAGGGGGCCUGAAUGACGGGCAGUGGCACACAGUGCAUCUGAGAUACUACAACAAGCCCCGGACAGAUGCCCUGGGGGGUGCUCAGGGCCCCUCCAAGGACAAGGUGGCUGUGCUGAGCGUGGAUGACUGCGACAUGGCUGUGGCUCUGCAGUUUGGUGCUGAGAUUGGCAACUACUCAUGCGCGGCUGCUGGCACACAAACAAGCUCCAAGAAGUCCCUGGACCUGACAGGCCCUUUGCUCCUGGGGGGUGUCCCCAACCUUCCCGAGAACUUCCCCGUGUCCCACAAGGACUUUGUUGGCUGCAUGCGGGACCUGCAUAUUGAUGGCCGCCGAGUGGACAUGGCAUCCUUUGUCGCAAACAAUGGCACCAUGGCAGGCUGCCAGGCCAAGCUGCACUUUUGUGACUCAGGCCCCUGCAAGAACAGCGGCUUCUGCUCAGAGCGCUGGGGUGGCUUCAGCUGUGACUGCCCUGUGGGCUUCGGAGGCAAAGACUGUCGGCUCACUAUGGCCCAUCCCCACCAUUUCCGUGGCAACGGCACACUGAGCUGGGACUUUGGAAAUGACAUGGCUGUGUCUGUGCCGUGGUACCUGGGGCUGGCAUUUCGGACACGGGCGAAGCAGGGGGUCCUGAUGCAAGUCCAGGCUGGGCCACAUAGCACACUCCUCUGUCAGCUGGAUCGGGGGUUGCUGUCUGUGACAGUGACCAGGGGCUCGGGCCGUGCUGCCCACCUCCUCCUGGACCAGGUGACUGUCAGUGAUGGCCGAUGGCAUGAUCUGCGGCUGGAGUUGCAGGAGGAGCCAGGUGGCCGGCGGGGCCACCAUGUCCUCAUGGUCUCAUUGGACUUUAGCCUCUUCCAGGACACCUUGGCUGUGGGGAGUGAGCUGCAGGGCCUGAAGGUAAAGCGACUCCAUGUGGGAGGCCUGCCCCCCAGCAGUGAAGAGGAGGCUCCUAAGGGUCUGGUUGGCUGUAUCCAGGGAGUAUGGCUUGGUUCCACGCCUUCGGGCUCCCCAGCCCUGCUUCCCCCGAGCCACCGAGUGAACGUGGAACCUGGCUGUGUCGUGACCAACGCCUGUGCAUCUGGGCCCUGCCCACCCCAUGCUGACUGCCGAGACCUCUGGCAGACUUUUUCCUGUACCUGCUGGCCAGGUUACUAUGGCCCGGGCUGUGUGGACGCCUGCCUCUUGAACCCCUGUCAGAAUCAGGGGUCAUGCCGGCACCUCCCUGGGGCCCCCCAUGGCUAUACCUGCGACUGUGUAGGUGGCUAUUUUGGGCACCACUGUGAGCACAGGAUGGACCAACAGUGCCCACGGGGCUGGUGGGGGAGCCCAACGUGUGGCCCCUGCAACUGCGACGUUCAUAAGGGCUUUGACCCCAACUGCAACAAGACAAAUGGGCAGUGUCACUGCAAGGAAUUCCAUUACCGACCGCGGGGCAGCGACUCAUGCCUCCCAUGUGACUGCUACCCUGUGGGCUCCACUUCACGUUCAUGCGCCCCCCACAGCGGGCAGUGCCCCUGUCGCCCAGGAGCCCUUGGCCGCCAGUGCAACAGCUGUGACAGUCCUUUUGCAGAGGUGACAGCCAGCGGCUGCCGGGUGCUCUAUGACGCCUGCCCCAAGUCCCUGAGAUCUGGUGUGUGGUGGCCUCAGACCAAGUUUGGUGUCUUGGCCUCAGUGCCCUGUCCUCGGGGGGCUCUGGGAGCUGCCGUGCGGCUAUGCGACGAGGACCAGGGUUGGCUGGAGCCUGACCUCUUCAACUGUACCUCCCCUGCCUUUCGAGAACUCAAUCUGCUGCUGGAUGGCCUAGAGCUGAACAAGACAGUCCUGGAUACUGUGGAGGCUAAGAAGCUGGCUCAGAGGCUACGGGAGGUGACUGGCCACACUGACCACUACUUCAGCCAAGAUGUCCGAGUCACUGCCCGCCUGCUGGCCCAUCUGUUGGCCUUUGAGAGUCACCAGCAGGGCUUUGGGCUGACAGCCACACAAGACGCCCACUUCAAUGAGAAUCUGCUGUGGGCUGGCUCUGCACUGCUUGCUCCAGAGACCGGGGACUUGUGGGCAGCGCUGGGGCAGCGGGCCCCUGGGGGUUCCCCAGGCAGCGCCGGGCUGGUGCAGCACCUGGAGGAGUACGCGGCCACGCUCGCGAGGAAUAUGGAACUCACGUACCUGAAUCCCGUGGGGCUGGUGACACCCAACAUCAUGCUCAGCAUUGACCGCAUGGAGCACCCCAGUCCCAGCCGGGGGACCCGUCGCUACCCUCGUUACCACAGCAACCUUUUCCGGGGCCAGGAUGCCUGGGAUCCUCACACGCACGUGCUGCUGCCUUCCCAGGCCCCACGGCCGUCCCCACCUGAAGCUCUGUCCACAAGUGGCAGCAGCAUGGAGAACUCCACCACCUCGAGUAUGGCUCCCCCGCCGGCCCCCCCAGAGCCCGAGCCUGAGCCUGGGAUCUCCAUCGUCAUCCUCCUGGUUUACCGCACCUUAGGGGGGCUGCUCCCUGCCCAGUUCCAGGCCGAGCGCCGGGGUGCCAGGCUUCCCCAGAACCCUGUUAUGAACUCCCCGGUGGUCAGUGUGGCUGUGUUCCAUGGACGCAACUUCCUAAGUGGUGUCCUAGAGUCCCCGAUCAGCCUGGAGUUCCGCCUGCUACAGACAGCGAAUCGCAGCAAGGCCAUCUGUGUGCAGUGGGACCCGCCUGGCCCGUGAGGACUUCCACUCUGGAAACCCUUGGUCCCCCUGGGAGCCCCUGGGAGGCCCAGCCUGCCCCUGGGGCCCCCACCAAUGCCCCUGUGCACCCAGACCCAUGAGGAAUGCUGCUCCCCAACUCCAGGCA